This is a messenger RNA of Alternaria atra, 285 nucleotides long. RefSeq lists its product as uncharacterized. The coding region runs from base 1 to 285 and encodes 94 amino acids. The record is from RefSeq and is a predicted model, not a curated record. The transcript is spliced from 3 exons. Gene Ontology annotation, cellular component: mitochondrion. NCBI's taxonomy places the organism in Eukaryota, Fungi, Ascomycota, Dothideomycetes, Pleosporales, Pleosporaceae.
AUGACUGUCACCGAUACAAUCAAGCAUGCCGUCGGCCUUGACGGCGAGCCGAGGAAGGCUACCCGUGAGGAAAUGAGCGCCGCCAAACUGCCACUACCCUACCGAGACUCAUGCGCACAUCUUCUUAUUCCCUUGAACCGGUGUCGGUACGAGGAGUACUACCUACCCUGGAAGUGCGAGAACGAGCGACAUUCGUACGAAAAGUGCCAAUACGACGAGUUCAAGGAGCGAGUGAAGAAGAUGGACGAGCUGAGGGCAGCCAAGAACGGACAGCGAAGCAACUAG